Fimicolochytrium jonesii is the source of this 1733-nucleotide messenger RNA. RefSeq names its product peroxisomal biogenesis factor 11-domain-containing protein. Gene Ontology annotation, biological process: regulation of peroxisome size; peroxisome fission. Gene Ontology annotation, cellular component: peroxisomal membrane. The record is from RefSeq and is a predicted model, not a curated record. Lineage: Eukaryota; Fungi; Chytridiomycota; Chytridiomycetes; Spizellomycetales; Powellomycetaceae. The coding region runs from base 193 to 1617 and encodes 474 amino acids. The transcript has a single exon.
CGAUCCUUCCCGUCCUGUUGACAACCUUCGUUCUGUUCAUCGUUCGCGGCAACAGCAACAUCGCAACCGCCAACGGACAGUCUUUGUCGAUAGCGAACCUUCAGUGCCGUCACCGUCGUCCCUUCGAAACGGGCAUCUAGGCUCCUCACCGCGGUCUCCUCUCCUCCGAGUUUCUUUGCCUCGCGGUUUGGGAUGGAUAUAAUCUCGCAACACUCGCCUCCUGUCACUACGCUUUCGAAUACAUCAGCUUCCAUUCUCCCACCGAGUGGUCCAAAAGAACGCCUUCAGCAUCAAGCUUCUCUUCCUGUUUCGGCUUUUCGUAGUUCUUCUUUCCCAGCCUUGACGCCACGGCUCAGCGGCUCAAAUCCCAGCCUUCUCCUUGGCAUCCACUCGCACAGUUCUAGAAUAAACAACAACAGUGGGCCCAUAAGGUCACCGAGCGGCUCUUCAUCUUAUACCAGCUCAACUCCGCAAUCGCCAAAAGCAAGUGCUUUGGCCGACACCCGCGGAAGAGUGAGGAGCAACAGUAGUAUUAGCACAGCUACGAAAUCCAAAUCCAGCGAUUCACCGAUAAUGGGAAGCACUGCAGUUCCCAUCAACGGCGCGCCUGACGUUGCGGCCGAGCAGGAGUUGCGGCAAAGGAAGACUUCUUGGGCGGAAGUUGCUAAAAGCGGGGCGGCGAACGAAUUGAAGGAGGUGAAUGGAGCGCGGAAUGGAACGCUGACGAACGGAAUAUCGAAGACCGCUCCGUCAAAAACAAUUUCAGCGCAUUCUCCAUCACGGCGAGUAGCACAACCUUCGAAAGUUCCCGUUUCGACCCCUUCCACUGUGAUUGCUUCCGCGCCCCGGAAACAGCUGAAAAUGGACCCAUUAGUUCAAGUCCUGAUACUGCGGCGCAUGUUACUGCUCACCGAUGGCCGCGACAAAGUCAUGAAAGUCAUUCAAUACGGACUAAAAGCAGCCAUGUGGGCAGAACUGCUGACGGCAAAGAAGCAACCGGCGAUGCACGCGAGAGCAUCGAAAAUCGUCUCGAACUUCUCGACAGCACGUAAAAUCAUCCGCCUGCUCUACUGGCUGAACUCGCUUGACGAGCUGAUCGACCUGAACAAAACGUCAGCUGCCGAUUUGGUGAAAAUGACGCCAAAUGAGCGACUACGCCACAAUCUAUCCAUGUUCAACGCCAUCGUCGGCAUCGUCAACGGGUGGGCGGACGAUGUGGUCGUCGCAGGCAAGCUAGGCCUCAUCGAAAAGCCGCUUUAUAAUCGAGCGACAAUACUCUCAGAUCGCCUGUGGUACGUCACCAUCUUCUUCGACCUCUAUGAGAACAUCCAAGCCGGCAGAGUGCUCAGCAAGAAGGUGCUGGACGCACAACGACAGUACGUCAAAGCAGACGGGGACGUGGACGAUAUUGGCGUUCUAGACAAAAAGCGAACAGAGCUUCUGAACAAGCAGUACAUGCACAGAAUAUCGCUAGUGAAGUUGGUAGCCGAUUUCACCUUCUGUACGGUAGACGUGUUCCAGUUGGGUGAGCGGGGAUUGAGCGAUGGAUGGCAGGCGUUGUCGGGAUUGACUUCGGCGCUGUUGGGGACCUAUAAGGUGUGGGUCAAGCAUCGAUAGCACGGUAGCUUUGUGGACUGGUUCUCUUUGAGUCUUCACCGUACGAUAUGCUUUGCUUAGAUAGCAGUUUUGGAUGUCAUCAUAGAAGUUUGCGAUAAAAUCAUUUUCAUCAGACA